Messenger RNA from Prorocentrum cordatum, 1311 nucleotides. The record is from the annotation of a GenBank genome assembly. NCBI's taxonomy places the organism in Eukaryota, Dinophyceae, Prorocentrales, Prorocentraceae.
AUGGCGGCGCCCGCGAGGAGCAACUCCGCGGCCCCGCCGGCGCUGCCCGGCGCGCCGGGGCGCAGGGGCGCGUUGGCAGGAGCCGUGCUGCGGGCGCGUGGCCCGGGGCGCUGCGAGCGGGGGCCUCUCCUGGGCUGCGCUCUCGUCGCGCACGGCGGCGCCCUCGUGGCGCGCGGGGGGCGGCGGCCGCGGCACGCGGGGGGCGCGGCGCGGCCCGAGGGGCAGGGCGGCGCCCGGCUGGCGGGGCGGGCCACGGCCGUGGAGGCAGAGCCGCAGCUGAGGAUGCACGAGGUGAAGGAGCUGCUGAGCGCUGCCAGGAGGCGCUCGGCCGUGGUGCUCGAGGCCAGGGGCGUCGGCGCCCCAGGAUGGGGGGAGAAGGCGGCGCAGGCGCGCGAGGCGUCGAACGCGGCAGGCCUCUGGGACGACCCCGCCAGGGCGGCGCGCGUGAUCGCUGAGCUCCAGGCAAUCGAGUCGGCGGAGCGGUCCGCGAGAACGUUCGCGGAGGCCGAGGAGGAGAUGGUCGCGGCCCUCGAGCUCGCCGGCGAGGCGGACGCUGGAGGCGAGGCGCAGCUGUUCCUGCAGGAGGCGAAGGGCGUGCACGAGGCGUGGGUGUCCGCCCUCGACAAGAUGGAAAGGGCGGUGCUGAUGUCUGGAGAGUUUGACGAGCUGGGGUGCGAGCUCAGGAUAUUCGCAGGCGCGGGCGGGGACGAAGCUUGCGACUGGGUGUCCAUGCUCGAGAGGAUGUACUCUGGCUUCUCCCAGUCUCAGGGCUGGAGAUUCGAGCGACUGGAUUUUGAGCCCGGCGCAAGCUUGGGGAUGAAGAGCGUCGAGGCGUCCAUCGAGGGCGCGUUCGCUUACGGCAUGCUGCGAACGGAGCAGGGCACGCACCGUCUUGUUCGUGUUUGGAACGGGAAGCGGCAAACCACCUUCGCAGGCGUGGAGGUCAUACCCACGCUGCCCGAGGACAGGAUCGACGAGAUUGACGUUCCGGAGUCCGAUCUGGAGUUCAGCUUCUUCAGGGCCGGAGGCAAGGGCGGGCAGAACGUGAACAAGGUAGAGACCGCGUGCCGAAUCAAGCACGUCCCCACCGGCCUCACCCAGGAGUGCCGGGAGGAGCGCUCCCAGCUGACCAACAAGUCCAGGGCCCUCGCGCGGCUCAAGGCCAAGCUCGUGGCGGUCAUGCAGCAGCAGCGGCCGGGAGCUCGGCCAAGUUGUGGAGUACAGUGGGGACCCAUGCUAAGAAGCACCCUACUUGCCUCCAGGGUGCCCUGGGUUCCUUGGGUGUCGAUGCUUUCGCUAUGGAAAGCGUGA